Messenger RNA from Eufriesea mexicana, 1890 nucleotides. It is a transcript of the gene TM9SF3, whose product is annotated as transmembrane 9 superfamily protein member 3. The record is from RefSeq and is a predicted model, not a curated record. Gene Ontology annotation, cellular component: membrane. Gene Ontology annotation, biological process: protein localization to membrane. The coding region runs from base 1 to 1761 and encodes 586 amino acids. NCBI's taxonomy places the organism in Eukaryota, Metazoa, Arthropoda, Insecta, Hymenoptera, Apidae. The transcript has 10 exons.
AUGAACAUGUGUCGGGCUCGAUUGUUAUUCCACUUUCUGGCACUUAGCCUACUCCCCUUUGCCUGUUCCGACGAGCAUACUCACAUAUAUGAAGAUAAUGAUGAAGUUGUACUAUGGAUGAGUACAGUUGGACCAUAUCAUAAUCGCCAAGAAACAUAUUCAUAUUAUUCAUUACCUUUUUGUAUGGGCAUGAAAGAUGUUAUUAAUCAUUAUCACGAAACAUUUUCUGAAGCAUUACAAGGAAUCGAACUUAAAUUUAGUGGUUUGGAAAUUGAAUUUAAAGCUGAUACUGUAAAGAUGGAUUAUUGUCAGAUAAGAUUAACAGAAGAAAAUGAGAAAGCUUUUAUAUAUGCAGUUAAGAAUCAAUAUUGGUAUAAAAUGUAUAUGGACGACCUACCAAUAUGGGGUGUUGUGGGAGAGCCAGAAGAAAAUAACGGAAUUGUAUCUUAUUAUAUUUGGACACACAAGAAAUUUGAUAUAGGAUACAAUGGAAAGCAAAUAGUAGAUGUAAAUUUGACCAGUGAAAAUAAAGUAAAACUACUACGGGAUGCAGCUAUCUCUUUCAGUUAUGAAGUUAACUGGAAGAAAAGUAAUAUUAAAUUUGAAGACAGGUUUGAUAAAUAUUUAGAUCCUAACUUCUUCCAACAUAGAAUUCAUUGGUUCAGUAUUUUUAAUAGUUUUUUGAUGGUAAUCUUUCUUGUUGGAUUAGUUUCAAUGAUUUUAAUGCGUACAUUAAAGAAAGAUUAUGCUAGAUAUAGCAGGGACGAAGAGAUGGAUGAUAUGGAAAGAGAUUUAGGAGAUGAAUAUGGAUGGAAACAAGUUCAUGGAGAUGUAUUUAGACCAGCUAGUCAUGCAAUGCUUUUCUCAGCUCUUAUAGGCGCAGGCUAUCAAGUCACUGUGGUUGUACUUAGUGUUAUUAUUUUUGCUAUCCUCGGGGAACUGUACACAGAAAGAGGAUCGAUGUUAUCAACAGCAAUUUUUGUAUAUGCUGCUAUGUCUCCUAUAAAUGGUUAUGCUGGAGGAGGUUUAUAUGCACGUAUGGGAGGUCGUAUUUGGAUCAAACAAAUGAUUAUCAGUGCCUUUAUGUUACCUCUUAUCGUCUGUGGUACUGCAUUCUUCAUUAACUUUAUUGCAAUGUAUUAUCACGCCAGUCGCGCAAUACCAUUUGGUUCUAUGGUGGCAGUUACGUGUAUUUGCAUAUUUGUUAUAUUACCACUAACAUUAGUGGGGACUGUCUUAGGCCGAAACUUAGCUGGAACACCGGACGCACCAUGCAGAGUUAAUGCAGUACCUCGACCUAUUCCUGAAAAAAAAUGGUUUAUGGAACCAUUGGUUAUCAUAAUGCUUGGCGGUAUCCUGCCGUUUGGCUCAAUAUUCAUUGAAAUGUACUUCAUUUUUACAUCAUUUUGGGCAUAUAAAAUUUAUUACGUUUAUGGAUUUAUGUUACUAGUAUUCGUUAUUCUAAUGAUAGUGACUGUUUGUGUUACUAUCGUAUGUACAUAUUUUUUGCUAAACGCUGAAGAUUAUCGAUGGCAGUGGACAAGUUUCUUAGCGGCAGCUUCAACCGCUGGUUAUGUUUACGUAUAUUCUUUUUAUUAUUUCUUUUUCAAAACUAAAAUGUAUGGUCUAUUUCAGACAGCAUUUUAUUUUGGUUAUAUGGCAUUAUUCAGCCUUGCCUUGGGUAUAAUGUGCGGAACAGUCGGUUAUGUUGGUACUAACGUAUUUGUACGAAAAAUCUAUUCUACAGUUAAAAUAGACUAAAGCACAAUUCUAGUGUAAUGUCUACAAUCGUGAAUUAAAUUAAGGAUAUACAGAGUGAAAUCUGCCAGUUUCUGUAAUGUAGGACUCUCUUUUUUGGAUAAUUUAAAUUAUUUACAUUAUUCAUUAUAG